CGAUGGAGCCCACAGCCUGGGGUCGCGCCCCGCCCUGAGUGCCCCGCAGACGGCCAUGCUGCCCCGAGGGCGCCCCCGGGCGCUGGGGGCCGCCGCGCUGCUGCUGCUGCUGCUUCUGAUCGGAUUCUUGCUGUUCGGCGGGGACCUGGAGUGUGAGCGCCGCGAGCGGGGCGGCCCGGGAUCCUUCCCCUGUGCGCUGACGCCACGUAUCCCCCAAGACGGGCGGCCGCGGGAGGCUGCUGCCCGCGACCGAGACCCACAGACGGACCACCGGGGCCACAACCGCUCGGACUGCGUCCUGUUGCGGCCCCUACCUGCCAAGUGCGAGCUCUUGCAUGUGGCAAUUGUGUGCGCAGGACAUAACAGCAGCCGAGAUGUCGUCACCCUCGUGAAGUCCAUGCUCUUCUACAGGAAAAACCCACUGCACCUCCACUUGGUGACUGAUACCGUGGCCAAGAACAUUCUGGAGACGCUCUUCCACACAUGGAUGGUGCCGGCUGUCUGGGUCAGCUUCCAUGACGCUGAUGAGCUCAAGCCCAAGGUCUCCUGGGUCCCCAACAAGCACUACUCUGGCCUCUACGGGCUAAUGAAGCUGGUGCUGCCUGGAGUCCUGCCUCCUGCCCUAGCUCGUGUUGUUGUCCUAGACACAGAUGUCACCUUCGCCUCUGACAUCGCAGAGCUCUGGGCACUCUUUGCUCACUUUUCUGACGAGCAAGUGAUCGGCCUCGUGGAGAACCAGAGCGACUGGUACCUGGGCAACCUCUGGAGGAACCACAAGCCCUGGCCUGCCUUGGGCCGGGGAUUUAACACAGGUGUGAUCCUCCUGCGGCUGGACCGGCUUCGGCAGGCUGGCUGGGAGCAGAUGUGGAAGCUGACGGCUGCACAGGAGCUCCGCACCCUGCCUGCCACCUCGCUGGCUGACCAGGACAUCUUCAAUGCUGUAAUCAAGGGGCACCCGGCGCUGGUGCAGCCCCUGCCCUGCGUCUGGAAUGUGCAGCUGUCCGACCACACGCUGGCCGAGCGCUGUUACUUGGAGGUGGCUGACAUCAAGGUGAUCCACUGGAACUCACCAAAGAAGCUGCGCGUGAAGAAUAAACACGUGGAAUUCUUCCGCAACCACUACCUGACCUUCCUGGAGUACAAUGGGAACCUGCUUCGGAGAGAGCUCUUCGGGUGCCCCAGCCCGCCCCCACCUGAGGCUGAGCAGUUGCAGCAGGCCGUGGCACAGCUCAACGCGGGAGACGCCUGCUUUGAGUUCCGGCUGCAGCAACUCACUGUGCCCCGUGUGCACCUCACUUUCCUGCCCCAUGAGCCACCGCCCUCCCGGCCCAACGAUGUCACCCUUGUGGCCCAGCUCUCCAUGGACAGGCUGCAGAUGCUGGAAGCCCUGUGCAGGCACUGGCCGGGCCCCAUGAGCCUGGCCUUGUAUCUGACAGACGCAGAGGCCCAGCAGUUCCUGCAUUUCGUCGAGACCUCGGCGGUCCUCUCUGCCCGGCAGGAUGUGGCCUACCACGUGGUGUACCGUGAGGGUCCCCUCUACCCCAUCAACCAGGUUCGCAACGUGGCCUUGGCCCAGGCCCUCACGCCUUACGUCUUCCUCAGCGACGUUGACUUCCUGCCUGCCUACUCCCUCUACGACUACCUCAGGGCCUCCAUCGAGCAGCUGGAGCUGGGUAGCAGGCGGAAGGCAGCCCUGGUGGUGCCAGCAUUCGAAACCCUGCACUACCGGUUCAGCUUCCCCAGUUCUAAGGCGGAACUGCUGGCCUUGCUGGACGCUGGCUCUCUCUACACCUUCAGGUACCACGAGUGGCCCCAGGGUCAAGCGCCCACAGACUACGCCCGCUGGCGGGAGGCUCAGGCCCCAUACCGUGUGCAAUGGGCCGCCAACUACGAGCCCUACGUGGUGGUGCCCCGUGACUGUCCCCGCUAUGACCCCCGCUUUGUGGGCUUUGGCUGGAACAAGGUGGCCCACAUUGUGGAGCUGGAUGCACAGGGAUAUGAGCUCCUGGUGCUGCCAGAGGCCUUCACCAUCCACCUGCCGCACACCCCAAGCCUUGACAGCUCCCGCUUCCGCUCUAGCACCACCUAUCACGACUGCCUGCAGGCCCUCCAGGACGAGUUCCACCAGGACUUGUCCCGCCACUAUGGGGCUGCUGCCCUCAAAUACCUCACUGCCCUGCAGCAGCCUUGA
Molecule: messenger RNA, 2191 nt
Organism: Molossus molossus (Pallas's mastiff bat)
Lineage: Eukaryota; Metazoa; Chordata; Mammalia; Chiroptera; Molossidae
Gene: LARGE2
Product: LARGE xylosyl- and glucuronyltransferase 2
Exons: 13
Coding region: 56-2191 (711 amino acids)
Biological process (GO): protein O-linked glycosylation via mannose
Molecular function (GO): xylosyltransferase activity; glucuronosyltransferase activity
Source: RefSeq, a predicted model, not a curated record